CGCCGUGAAAAAUUGAAGCAAAAAUUGAAUCGAAAAUUGAAGCGCGAUAACAGAAAUGGAGCGCCAACCAGCGAUGGCGCAGCAGUGCGGGAUUGACGCACUUUCCGACAGCGCGCAGUGGGAAGGUGGUGGCGAUGGCGGCGGCGGUGGUAUCGGCGGAGCAUGUGGCGUCUUCCUCUUUCUCCCUCCCGUCAUCGUCCUCUCUUUACUUUCACCUGCUGUCAGUGCUUGUGGCGCUGGUCGUAGCCCGAGCCGUCUUCGUUCUUCUCCAGACCGGUAGGUCACCAUGGCGUGCAUGUCGUCAAAGAAGAGGGCCGAAGGAGAAGGUUCGCACGCUCAUCGUCCUUGGUUCAGGCGGCCACACGGCUGAAAUGCUGAGUCUGGUCAAAGCGCUUGACUUUGACCGGUAUCAACCGCGCUGGUAUGUUGCAGGCGCUACGGACAAGCUGAGCCUGUCAAAAGCGGCCGCUCUAGAAGAACAGCAGAAGGCGCUUACGUCGGCAGAAGAGGCAGAGAAGGUAACGGGCAAUAAUCGGUCUAGUAAUGAGAUUGGCAGUUUGAGGACUGGCCUGAUGGAAUGCAAGGAGGCUAAGGCUCAUUUCCUGAAAGUUUACCGCAGCCGUGAAGUCGGGCAGUCUUAUUUCACCUCCGUUGGCUCAACUCUCUUAGCUUGUGCACAUGCGGCCUACCUUGUCUUCCGAGUCCGUCCUGAUGUGAUCGUUUGCAACGGGCCAGGAACAUGCUUGCCAGUCUGCGUUGCCGGGUUUCUGCUUAAGGUGACGGGGCUCCGAUGGGUGACUAUGAUAUUCGUGGAGAGCGUCUGUCGAGUGCAGAAGCUGUCUCUGACUGGCAUUCUGUUUUACAAGUUCCGGCUGAUGGACCAGUUUUACGUCCAGUGGGAGUCUCUUCUCCAGAAGUACCCGGGGACUAUUUUUGUUGGCCGGGUAAUGUGACGAUAUUGGCGAAUGGACCAUUAUGUGACAAUAUAUAUCGUCAAACAGAGCUGUCCGGGAAACCGUAGGCAGAGAGGGAGGGAGAAGAGGACAACAAAGGAGGGGAUGUUGUGAGAAAUUGUUUCGGCGGAGUUUCACCGACUUACUCGUGGGGAGGCUGAAUCGUCAAACAGAGCAGCCGGGUAAACCUUAGGCAGAGAGGCAGAAGAGGGGCAUAUGUUUCCUUGGUGCAAGCAGAGCCAAGUGGGGAGAUUCGCCAAGUACAGUGGACACAAGGACAAUAUAGCCGUCUGCGGUAGCAGUGCCGGCCCCGAAGAAAGUGGGCUCAGAGCGCAACAGAACCCAGGAGAAUGGGAAGGCUGAACGCUGUUGUUAAUGGUAUGCAGUGCUAUGCACUUGCUCGCUUGCUUUGUAGAACUGUCUGCUCUGCUAUGUGGAGAGAAGAUGCUGUGUAGAGGUAGGCUACCGUGUGUGCUGGCUGGUACUCUGUGCAGUGGUUGCCACUAUGCCAGUUGAUGCCUAUGUGUAUUCUCUGCUAUGUCGGCUGGGAGAUAUGCCCACCGGGGAGGGCAGACAUGUGCCAUUAACAGUGGGUGAAAGGCUACCAUGUGUGCUGGCUGGGAUAAUAUGUACAGUAGUUGCCACUAUGCCGACCGACGGUGCUAUGUGCGGUGGGUGGUGCUAUGUGGGAAGGGUGAUAUGUCCAUAGGGCAGUACUUUCGGUCAGGUGCCAUUAGCAAUGGGUGAUAGUACUUGGGCGUGGUGCGGUGGGUUAUGCGAAGAUCAUGAGCUGUGAGCUGGUGCUAUGUGAGUUGGAUGCGCUACUCCAUGGGGGCUGGGCUCAGCACCACGUGCGAAAGGAAAGCAGCUGGAUUUCCCCUUUGGCUGAAAGCUAUACACAUGUAUCUGUUUGUAAACAGAUCACGAGCUCAAAUCCAAGUGGGAUCUGCCCAAAGUACGGGGCGUUCAUCCCAUCCUAUUGGAUGGGCCAUCAGCCUCUGUUGUUUCUAAUGCUACUACGUAUGUGGCCGAAUAGAACCCACGGUCAUAAAUAGCUGUACUUGGGGCAAGUUUCAUUGCAGACACAGCUAUAUUAACGGAGUUUUCCUUUGUAGAUAUGUCGUGUGUGUGUGUGUGUGUGUGUGUGUGUGUGUGUGUGUGUGUGUGAGAGAGAGAGAGAGAGAGAGAGAGAGAGAGAGAGAGGACAACGAUGAUAACAAUGAAGAUGAAGAAGUCGUCAUCGUUGUUGUCAUCGUUGUCUUGUCACUCCGUGUGUGUGUGUGUUGUGUCGACUUGUGUGUGCACUCAGUGACUUUGCAUUGUUUCCCACCCCCCCCGUCUCGAUGUGGGCAAGUCUGUCCACCAUGUGCGGGUCAUGUGCUCUUCCUUUUUUACAGGAGCCCAUAAGCCUGUGGAUGCUUAACCGGCCCUCUGCUGAAUGGGUCAGGGUGGACACUCGUAUACGACGUCAUGAUGAACAGUGAGGUUGGUUGGACUGGUGGUGUAAAUGUAAAAGGGGCAUUGGCCGUGAGGUAUUGUCAUCGAACUGAUUGGCUCUUUCUAAUUCAGAAUUAUGUGACAUUUCUGAUCUCAGCGAUGGACCUGCCAUUUGGCCACGCGAUGAGCGCUAUAUCUGAUGUCCUCAAGUCAGGUACCGUUGGUCCAUGUGAGCUGAUUUGUCUCAGGUAACUGUUUGCUAACAGUGAUGUGGGUGUAUGUGAUUUGGCUGGGUGAGGUGGUUGUGUGACUUGUAUUUUAGCCAACGGCCGCCUGAUCGUGGACUCUCUGAUAGAACGGAUACUUACUCUGUACUCAUGCGGCUUGAUCUGUUCGACCGGGUCUUCUGUUGGCCAUAACCUCUCUGGCCUGGUCGUGCGGUGGCGUUUCUUUCUCACCCAACCUCUCUGAUCUGAACGGUCACAACCCCAUAAUCGGGCGUGGCAAGGGGACCUUUGCUAUUUUUAAUA
Molecule: messenger RNA, 2920 nt
Organism: Chara braunii
Lineage: Eukaryota; Viridiplantae; Streptophyta; Charophyceae; Charales; Characeae
Source: the annotation of a GenBank genome assembly